AUGGCCGGCGUCAACGGAAGCUAUGCCUCUCCAGCAGCAGAUGCAUCUCUGCACGCUGCUGUAGCAUCGCCUUCCGGCCUCUUCAUGGCCAUCUACAACAAUAUGUCCGGCUGGGGCGCUGUCCUUGCGCUCAUCCUCUUCGCCGUCGCCUACGAUCAAUUUAAAUACAUAUGGCUGAAAGGGUCGAUCGUCGGUCCACGAUUCAAGAUCCCCUUCAUGGGACCAUUCCUUGAGUCUGUCAAUCCAAAGUUCUCCGAGUACAAGGCGAAAUGGGCCAGCGGAGACCUGAGCUGCGUUUCCGUCUUCCACAAGUUUGUCGUCAUUGCUUCCACCCGUGAUAUGGCCCGCAAAGUGUUCAACUCGCCCAUGUAUGUCAAGCCAUGUGUCGUUGACUCGGCGCAUAAGCUCCUGGGCAAGACCAACUGGGUCUUUUUGGACGGUAAGGACCAUGUCGAGUACCGAAAGGGUCUCAACGGUCUCUUCACCAGACAGGCGUUGACCGUGUACAUGCCACUUCUCGACGGUGUCUACGAAAAGUACUUCAGCAUGUUCCUCAAGGAGUCCGCCAACAACGACCACAAGCCUAUCCCGUGGAUGCCGCAGUUCAGAGAGCUCAUGUGCGCUCUCUCCUGCCAGACCUUUGUUGGUGACUACAUGAACAGCGAGGCGGUGACCAAGAUUGCCAACGACUACUAUCUCAUCACCGCCGCCCUCGAGCUGGUCAACUUCCCCAUCAUCCUCCCGUUCAGUAAGACCUGGUACGGAAAGAAAGCCGCCGACAUGGUUCUGGCAGAGUUCAGCAAGUGUGCCGCAAAGAGUAAAGUGCGCAUGGCAGCCGGCUACGAGAUCUCAUGCAUCAUGGACGGCUGGGUAAAGGCCAUGCUCGACUCCGCUGAAUACCGUAAAAAGCUCGCCAAGGGUAUCGAGGUUCCAGACGCCGAGAAGCCAAAGCACAUUCUCCGUGACUUCACCGACUAUGAAAUCGCUCAGACCAUCUUCACUUUCCUCUUUGCUUCCCAAGAUGCCACCAGCAGCGCCUGUACCUGGCUCUUCCAGAUCAUGGCCGAUCGUCCAGACAUCCUCGACAAGGUCAGAGAGGAGAACUUGAGGGUCAGGAACGGCGACCGUAACGUCCCCAUUUCCAUGGAACUCCUCGAUCAGCUCACCUAUACCCGUGCCGUCGUCAGAGAGACCCUUCGAUAUCGCCCACCGGUCAUCAUGGUUCCGUACGAAGUCAAGAAGGAUUUCCCCGUCACACCUACCUACACUCUCCCCAAGGGCUCCAUGAUCGUUCCAUCCGUGUGGCCUGCCACCCACGACCCAGAGGCAUACGAAGACCCAGAGUCCUUCAUCCCAGACCGAUGGAUCACUGGUACCGCCGAGCAGAACGCAAAGAACUUCCUCGUCUUUGGAACCGGUCCCCACUAUUGUCUGGGCCAAACCUAUGCACAGCUUAACCUGAUGGCUAUGAUCGGUAAGGCCAGUAUGACUCUUGACUGGGAGCACCAUGCCACUCCCCAGUCUGAAGAUAUCAAAGUCUUCGCAACAAUCUUCCCACAGGACGACUGCCCACUCGUCGUACGACCACGACCAGAGUAA
Arthroderma uncinatum is the source of this 1599-nucleotide messenger RNA. Its product is annotated as cytochrome P450 61. The transcript has 4 exons. Lineage: Eukaryota; Fungi; Ascomycota; Eurotiomycetes; Onygenales; Arthrodermataceae. The record is from RefSeq and is a predicted model, not a curated record. The coding region runs from base 1 to 1599 and encodes 532 amino acids. Gene Ontology annotation, biological process: sterol metabolic process. Gene Ontology annotation, molecular function: monooxygenase activity; heme binding; oxidoreductase activity, acting on paired donors, with incorporation or reduction of molecular oxygen.